Molecule: messenger RNA, 1394 nt
Organism: Dioscorea cayenensis subsp. rotundata (Guinea yam)
Lineage: Eukaryota; Viridiplantae; Streptophyta; Magnoliopsida; Dioscoreales; Dioscoreaceae
Product: protein YABBY 4-like
Exons: 8
Coding region: 1-1065 (354 amino acids)
Biological process (GO): regulation of shoot apical meristem development; abaxial cell fate specification; fruit development
Cellular component (GO): nucleus
Source: RefSeq, a predicted model, not a curated record
AUGCUUGUUUUUAGUCCUUCUCUUCAUGUAGCACAUGUGGAAGAAAGAACUAGUCUCAAAACUUCUCCCUUGCCCUUUUAUCUUUCUCUUUCCUUCUCUGAACUUUGCUCUCUUUCUCUCUCUUUACUCUUUACUCUUUCUAUCUGCCUUCUUUCUUUCCCUCCCUCUCUCUCUCUCUUUUCCCCCAACUUCUAUUUUCUAAUCAGAACAACAGAUCCGAGGUUAGCCAUUCAGGGAUUUCCAGUCAAUCAAAGCAUCAAAUCAAGGCAUCAAAUCACAGCAUCACAUCACCAUACCCAUACCAUACCCUUCUCUUUCUCUCUCUCUUCCGUUGGUCCAUCAAAUCAGAGCAGUUGGGAACAAAGAAGAAGGAGAGUUUUUGCCUCCCCUCUUCCCAUCAUGUCAUCUUCUUCAGCUGCCUUUUCUCUGGACCACCUCUCCCCUCCUCCCUCCGAGCAACUCUGCUACGUCCAUUGCAACUUCUGUGACACUGUCCUCGCUGUGAGUGUUCCUUGCAGUAGCCUCUUCAAGACUGUUACUGUGAGAUGCGGCCACUGCACCAACCUUCUCUCUGUCAACAUGCGCGGCCUUUUACUCCCCACCGCCAACCAGCUCCAUCUUGUUCACCAUAAUCUCUUGGAUGAGACACAGUGUCCACCACCACCACCUUUGCCACCGUCGAGCAUUCUCUUAGACCAACAGAAUAUUAGGAAUACCAAUACGAUGCCACCGAUGAAGAGAACUGAUGAGGAUCUCCCUCUCCCUCCUACCCCAGUUGUCAACAGACCUCCUGAGAAGAGACAGAGAGUUCCCUCAGCUUACAAUAGAUUCAUCAAGGACGAAAUCCAACGCAUCAAAGCUGGUAACCCAGACAUCACACACAGGGAGGCCUUCAGUGCAGCUGCAAAGAACUGGGCACACUUCCCACACAUCCACUUCGGAAUGAUGCCAGACCAGGCCUUGAAGAAGAGCAGUGUACGCCAGCAGGAAGGAGAUGAUGUGAUGCUGAGAGAUGGGUUGUAUGCUGCUGCUGCAGCAGCUAAUAUGGGAGUGACUCCCUUCUAAAGCCAUGAAGAAUUAUCAACUUCUUCUUCUUCUUCUUCUUCUUCUUCUUCUUCUUCUUCUUCUACAACUACAACUACCAUUAGGGUUUCUAUAUUUUCUCUGGGAUUCCUCUUCUUUAAAGUAACUGUUAGAACUGUUCAUCUUUAGGGUUUCCUUCUUUCUUCUCUCUUUGUUGCUUUUUUUUCUUUUUUUUUUUUUUAAUUUUCUCUACUUGGUCUUCUUGUCGAGUAAAACGGGAGCUUGUUGUGCUGCCUUUACUUUGCAUGAUCAUGUUUUAUAUCUAUGGACAGCACAUCUCUUUCAAAUAGACAGACCACUUCUACCAUUAA